UUGGCUUCCCACAAGGAACUCAACCAGGAAGUUGUAGAAUGCUGUAGAAUGCUUCCCACACAGACUUUCAUCCCAAGCGUCCUCCGCAGCCAGUUUCAAGCCCCCCCGCGGCACGACUCGCAAGCAAUGUCUUUGCCAUUCGGGGCUACCAUGUUCACUCCUUUGGAGAGCUCUCUGGGCGGUUUGAUGAUCGGCGCCUCGGCGUCCUUGGCCUACCUCGUGGACGGCCGCAUCACUGGCAUCAGCGGCAUCAUGGGUCCAUUUCUGCGGGGUGUCGGCCAGUGCGAACCGAUGAAGGAUGGACAGCUUUGGAAACUCUUCUUCUUGACAGGCUUGCUGCUGGGUGGCCUGGUGAACUUGGCGAAUUGGGAGUUCUCCUACCCACCCGCCCCGCCUUUGCAUGCUGCUCGCUAUUUGCUGGCAGGCAUCUCUGUGGGCAUCGGCACACGCAUUGGGAAGGGUUGCACCAGUGGUCAUGGCAUUUGCGGACUGCCACGCUUCUCGUUGAGAAGUUGGAUCUCUGUGCCCACCUUCAUGGCAGUGGCUGCUGCCACAGUGGCCAUCACUCGACAUGCCUUGAAGUCCGACGGCGAGUACAGCCCGCAGAUUGCUGAGGUGCAGUGGCCACCCAGGUGGGAAUAUCCUUUGGCAACGUUCUUGGGCAGCCUGGUCUUGAUCGCCCUUUGCGUGCUCGUGCCAGACCGCUACAGAAUAUACCUCUCGCCCUUCUCCUCUGGCCUCAUUUUCGCCUUCGGUUUGGGCGUGUCUGGCAUGACCAACCCCAGCAAGGUGAUGAACUUCUUGGACUUCGGAGGCUACUGGGAUCCUUCCUUGGCCUUCGUCAUGGGCUGUGGCAUUUGCGUCAGUGGUCCUGCGUUCAUCCUCGCCGAGCAACUGGGCAAGGUCACGAAGCCCUUGAUUGAGGGCUGCAAGUUCGAGAACCCGCCGAAGAAGGGGAACUAUGUGCCCCUGGUGAUCGGUGCCAGCUUCUUCGGGCUGGGCUGGGGUCUUUGCGGCCUUUGCCCAGGCCCAGCGCUGGCCGCACUCAUCCCGAAGAUUGUGACGGGCGUUUGGCACAGCUGGGAGCCCGACUUCGGCAUGGCGGCCGCUGCGCUACUGAUCGCCAUCACAUGGCUGGUCACUGACCGAGUAGUGGUGUACCUGACUACUGUGACUCAGAAGCAGGGCGAGGCCUCUGCGGAGACUGAGAAGCAGAUUUCAGGGACCGUCUAGGAUGGCGGCUUUCAUCCACCCGAGAGCUGACGAAAGCUGACAGCCGUGGGGGGGGCGCUCUGACAAUGAUAGGCUUCCCAGUUUUCCUCUUUGCAGAAGCCUUCGGUCGUCCUAAGUGGGCAUCAUCGAAGCGUCGUAGAGAUCACUCAGGUCUUCAGAGUAAGGAGCUCCAAACUCCCGACUAAGAUCACUCAGGUC
This is a messenger RNA of Durusdinium trenchii, 1431 nucleotides long. The record is from the annotation of a GenBank genome assembly. NCBI's taxonomy places the organism in Eukaryota, Dinophyceae, Suessiales, Symbiodiniaceae.